Colletotrichum karsti is the source of this 2103-nucleotide messenger RNA. Its product is annotated as prolyl oligopeptidase. The coding region runs from base 1 to 2103 and encodes 700 amino acids. The record is from RefSeq and is a predicted model, not a curated record. Gene Ontology annotation, biological process: proteolysis. Lineage: Eukaryota; Fungi; Ascomycota; Sordariomycetes; Glomerellales; Glomerellaceae. Gene Ontology annotation, molecular function: serine-type endopeptidase activity. The transcript is spliced from 5 exons.
AUGAUGACGAUACAAGCUUCCAAGUUCACGCCUGAGGUCCUCCUCUCUGCCCCGCGCAGGUCCCCUGGUAUCCCGAACCCGGCGGGCACCAAAGUCUUGUACACCGUCUCGACGUACUCGUUCGAAUCCCACAGCAAGACGGCUCAGACUCGCGUUCUCGAUGUCGAGAGCGGUCACUCUACCCUCCUGUACGAAGACCAAUCCUAUAACGAUGCGACAUGGAUUUCAGACAAGGAGAUCAUUCUCCUCAAAAGUGGCGAUAAGGGAACCACAAGCCUGGUACUCGGAGAUGUCACCGAGCCAUCUGUUGUCAAAGAGAUCCGCCACUUCGAAGGAAGCCUCUCUAGUCUCAAGGCGAAGCGGCUGUCGGACGAUGACGUUGCCAUUGCUCUGUGUGCGCUUACCACGCCCUCUGGGGCCAUGUACAACCCAGCAGCCGAGAAGAAGCAAUUAUCCACCGGCAAGAUCUACUCGAGCUUGUUUGUUAGGCAUUGGGAUACUUGGGGCAACGAGAACGUGAACUCCAUUUGGUACGGUCUCUUGAAAAAGGACGGCCAGUCUUACAAGCUGGACGGUCCCGGGUUGGUCAAUGCCCUUAAGGACACGAAGCUUCAGUCACCUGUUCCCCCAUUCGGUGGCGCGGGAGACUUUGAUAUCAGCAAGAACGGCUUGGUCUUUGUGGCGCGCGACCCGGAAAUCUCUCCUGCAAUCUACACCAAGACGGACCUGUACUUCAUUCCCUUGAAGACUUUCACCGAGGAGAAACCUCCCGUACCCCAAGUCGUCAAGACAAGCAAGCUGCGUGGUUACUCCGCCUCGCCGGUGUUUUCCAGAGAUGGCAAAAAGGUUGCUUUCACGAGAAUGAAGAGCGAUCAAUACGAGACGGACAAGCCGAGACUGUUGCUCGUUCCCGACGUCUUUGACUUGUCAAGUGUGCAAGAGUUUUACGAGACGGAAGACGGCGUCGGCGGGUGGGAUGCACGACCUGAGUGGAUCACUUGGAGCAAGGACGAUUCGGAGCUGUUUGUAUCUGCAGAAGAGCACGGCCGCGCGAAACUCUGGAAGUUGCCCGCUACACCACACCAGGCCAAGGAUCUGCCUGCGGCGAUUUACGAGGACGGCUCUGUUCUGGAGGCGAAGUUAUUGGGAGAUGAUGGUGAAAGGCUCUUUAUCAGCACGUCUUCCAGGGUUGAGAACUCGGCCUACUCGGUACUGGACCCGGUCAGCAAGAAGUCCGAUCUUGUUUCCUCGAGCUCAAAGCACGGAAAGUCGUUCGGCUUGAGCAAAUCUCAGUGUGACGAGUUCUGGUACAAGGGAGCGGAGGGCUACGAUGUUCAUGCUCUAGUGGUCAAGCCUUCGAACUUUGACCCAAGCAAGAAGUACCCGCUUGCGUUCCUUAUCCACGGAGGACCUCAAGCCGCAUGGAUGGACAGCUGGAGCACGAGGUGGAACCCCGCCAUCUUCGCCGAGCAGGGCUAUGUUGCGGUCAUGCCCAACCCGACCGGAAGCACUGGCUACGGACAGCAACAUACCGAUAACAUCCAAAACGAGUGGGGUGGCCGGCCCUACGUUGACCUGGUCAAGUGCUUCGACCAUAUUGAGAAGAGCAUCUCGUACAUCGAUUCCAAGAAUGCCGUUGCUCUGGGUGCUUCCUACGGAGGCUACAUGAUCAACUGGAUUCAGGGACACGAGCUCGGACGAAAGUUCAAGGCUUUGGUGUGCCACGAUGGCGUAUUCUCGACACUGAACCAGUGGUCCACGGAAGAGCUUUUCUUCCCUCUGCAUGACUUUGGGGGCACCCUCUGGGAGAACAGGGAAGGUUACGAGAAGUGGGAUCCCGCCCACCAUCUUGAUCAGUGGUCGACCCCCAUGUUGGUUAUCCACAAUGAGCUGGACUACAGACUGCCCAUCUCCGAGGGCCUGGCGAUGUUCAACGUCUUACAGGCCCGUAACGUACCAAGCAAAUUGGUCAUGUUCCCUGACGAGAACCACUGGGUAUUGAAGCCGGAAAACUCUUUGGUGUGGCACAGAGAAGUGCUGGGUUGGAUCAACAAAUACACGGGCACUGGCGAGUCCGAGGAUUUGGCUGUGAGGCAGAAGUAG